This is a messenger RNA of Myotis davidii, 4559 nucleotides long. It is a transcript of the gene EPB41L2, whose product is annotated as erythrocyte membrane protein band 4.1-like 2. Gene Ontology annotation, cellular component: plasma membrane; cytoskeleton. Gene Ontology annotation, molecular function: structural molecule activity; actin binding. Gene Ontology annotation, biological process: cortical actin cytoskeleton organization. Lineage: Eukaryota; Metazoa; Chordata; Mammalia; Chiroptera; Vespertilionidae. Bases 166 to 3315 code for a protein of 1049 amino acids. The record is from RefSeq and is a predicted model, not a curated record. The transcript is spliced from 22 exons.
CGGUGCCAUCGACCAGCAAGUUGGUAGCGGUGAUCACAGACCUAGACUGCAGGUGUGAGUUCUGAGGACAUCUGUGAUUACUCAGUGAAUUCCUUACCAGUGACGGUCAGUUGGUGUUUUUCUUUGGAUGCUCAGUUUUGACUUCAUGAAGCAUAAGCUGUGACCAUGACUACUGAAGUUGGCUCCGCGUCUGAAGUGAAGAAGGAAUCUGACCAGUUAGGAGCAGAUGCAACCAAGGAGAAACCUAAAGAAGCAGCAGAAAAUCAGCAGAAUCAGUCAUCUGAUCUAGAGGAGGAAAAGGAUUCCCAAUCAUCUCCUUCAGCUAAAAGCCAAAGUAGUACACAGCGCCAGAAGAGGCAGAAGGAUCCAUCUGAGAGUAGGGGCAUUUCUCGAUUCAUACCCCCGUGGCUUAAGAAACAAAAGUCCUAUAACUUAGUAGUGGCCAAAGAUGGAGGAGAUAAGAAAGAGCCUACCCAAGCUGUUGUGGAAGAGCAGGUUUUAGAUAAAGAGGAAUCUCUUCCUGAAGAAGAAAGGCAGGCCAAGGGUGAUGCUGAGGAAGCAGCUCAGAGAAAACAACAGGUCAUUAAAGUUGACAUCGAGGAAGAGAAACCUUCAGUGAGCAGUCCUGAGGCACAGCCUGCUGAAGAAGUGAGGAAGGAGGAGAGAGAGGAGGAGAAGGUAAAGGAAAUACAGGAAGACAAGUCAGAGGAAGCAGCAAAAAGGGAGACAAAGGAAGUGCAGACCAAUGAGCUAAACGCAGAAAAGGCCGUUCAGAAAGCCACCAAGAAGACCAAAAGUGUCCCGUGUAAAGUGACCCUCCUGGACGGCACCGAGUACAGCUGUGACCUAGAGAAACGUGCUAAGGGACAAGUAUUAUUUGACAAAGUGUGUGAACAUCUCAACCUCUUGGAGAAGGACUACUUUGGACUUUCGUUUCAGGAAAGCCCUGAGCAGAAAAACUGGCUAGAUCCUGCAAAACAAAUAAAGAGACAACUGAGAAAUCUUCCCUGGCUGUUCACUUUUAAUGUGAAGUUUUAUCCUCCUGAUCCUUCUCAAUUGACUGAAGAUAUCACCAGAUACUUCCUGUGCCUUCAGCUCCGACAGGACAUUGCCUCUGGCCGCCUGCCCUGUUCUUUUGUGACUCAUGCCCUCCUGGGAUCUUACACACUACAGGCUGAACUUGGAGACUAUGACCCAGAAGAACAUGCCAGUCAUGACCUCAGUGACUUCCAGUUUGCCCCCUCCCAGACAAAGGAGCUGGAAGAGAAAGUGGUAGAGCUGCAUAAAACCCACAGGGGCUUAUCUCCAGCACAAGCUGAUUCCCAGUUCUUAGAAAAUGCAAAGAGGCUUUCCAUGUAUGGUGUUGACCUACAUCAUGCCAAGGACUCAGAAGGCGUGGACAUCAAGCUGGGUGUGUGUGCUAAUGGGCUCCUCAUUUACAAGGACAGACUGAGAAUCAAUCGUUUUGCUUGGCCGAAAAUCUUGAAAAUUUCCUAUAAGCGCAGUAACUUCUACAUUAAAGUUAGGCCUGCAGAGCUGGAACAGUUUGAGAGUACCAUUGGAUUCAAACUGCCGAACCAUCGGGCUGCGAAAAGGCUAUGGAAAGUGUGUGUGGAACAUCACACUUUUUACAGGCUUGUGUCUCCAGAGCAGCCACCAAAGGCCAAGUUCCUGACCUUGGGGUCCAAAUUCCGCUAUAGCGGCCGCACCCAAGCCCAGACCCGCCAGGCAAGCACCCUCAUUGACAGGCCUGCGCCACACUUUGAGCGCACAUCUAGUAAGCGGGCCUCCAGGAUUCUAGAUGGAGCUCUAGUUGGUGUUGUGGACCAAAGUCUUACGAAGGAUUCUCCUGGCCCUGGGGAGGUGUCGGCAUAUGGCCGAGGAGUUGUCAGCACUGCCAUAGUACAGGAUGGGGAUGGCAGAAGGGACCUUAGAAGCCCCACUAAAGCCCCACAUGUGCACCUCAUUGAAGGAAAGAAAAAUUCCUUGAGAGUAGAAGGGGAUAAUAUUUAUGUCAGACAUAGCAAUUUAAUGUUGGAGGACCUGGAUAAGGCCCAGGAGGACAUACUGAAACAUCAGGCUAGCAUUAGUGAACUCAAGCGCAAUUUUAUGGAAUCCACACCUGAGCCGCGCCCUAAUGAAUGGGAAAAACGACGUAUCACACCUCUGUCCCUACAGAUACAAGGGAGAAAAGGAGACCAUCUUUUCAAGGAUAUUUUAUCCAUGACCGAGAAGCAUCAGAUGGCGGCAACACGGACAGUUGAAGAAAAAGCCCAGGCAGCAGACAAGAAACGCGCUCCCGAGUCCGAAGGGCAUUGCGCUGGAGCCAGUGAUGCUGUUAAGAGUUCACAUGAGACUCUGAAUGUAGUGGAGGAGAAGAAGCAGGCAGAGGUUGGGAAAGACCAAAGAGUAAUCACAGAAGAAAUGAACGGUAAAGAGCUAUCACCCGGGAGUGGUCCUGGGGACAUCCGUAAGGUGGAACCUCUGACACAGAAAGACUCCACCUCCCUGUCUUCUGAGAGCAGCAGCAGCAGUGAGAGCGAGGAGGAAGAUGUGGGCGAGUACCGGCCCCACCACCGGGUGACUGAGGGCACCAUAAAGGAAGAGCAGGAGGAGGAUGAAGAAGAGGUGGAGGAAGAACCCAGCCAAGCAUCCCAGGUAGUAGAGAGGGAGGCAGCAGUGCCAGAAGCCAGCCCAGGCAGACACGCAGGGGCCAGUGUAAGCGCAGUAGAAACAGUGACCCAGGAGCAUGUAGUUGCCCCUAAGAUACCUGCAGAGAAGAGUGUACACGAAGGCGCAUUUAAGCAAGAUGUGAGUGAAGACACAGAGGACGAGCAACAUAAAGUUAACGGAGAGGUGUCUCAUGUUGACAUUGAUGUUUUGCCACAAAUUAUUUGUUGUUCAGAGCCACCCGUGGUAAAGACAGAGAUGGUAACAAUUUCUGAUGCCUCACAAAGGACAGAAAUCUCUACCAAGGAAGUGCCUAUUGUUCAAACAGAAACCAAGACCAUCACAUAUGAGUCUUCACAGAUUGAUGGCGGGGCUGCUGGUGACUCGGGCACGUUACUGACUGCACAAACCAUCACAUCUGAUUCCGUGUCGACAACCACUACCACACACAUCACUAAGAUGAUAAAAGGUGGAAUAUCUGAAACAAGAAUUGAGAAACGCAUCGUGAUCACAGGAGAUACAGAUAUUGACCAUGACCAGGCACUGGCCCAGGCCAUCAGGGAAGCCAGAGAGCAGCACCCCGACAUGUCGGUCACGAGAGUGGUGGUGCACAAGGAAACUGAGUUGGACGAAGGGGAAGAGUAAGUCAAGAAAUCCAUUUAUUAAACAACAUUCAACUUUGUGAACCUGAAGAAUUUUGACCGUUUCAAGUCUUAAUGCCACACCACUACUCCUGCGAAUUUACGACUGGUAACAAUGACCAGAAGCCUGAAGUGUUAAAAUGCCAACAACAGACCCUACCUUAACAGCUCUGGUCUACUCUGUUCCCUCGCAUUUUAAUAUAUUGUUUUGUUUUAUAACCACUCCUAAGUAAUCUUGGUUCUUUCUUCCUUUUUUAUUUUAAUUAGGGAGUUUUGUUUCCUGUUUACUUUGUGUACAACUACCUGCUUUUUAUGACUCAAAUGAUCCAAUGAUAGUGAACAAAGCCAGCCCGGCUGGUGAGGUGCUGUUCACUGGAACAGGUGCUGUUGUGCGGAAAGAAAACGCUGUGACUAACUUAGGUAGUGUCUUUCCUCCUUCCCAUUCCCACUGAACUCCCACCAAUUACAGCAAAUAUUUACAGUUUUCAAAUUGCAGUAAAUAUACUGUAUGAGAAAAUACUAGUAUGGAUUAAAAGCAUUUCUUACAUCUCAAAAACUUUCUAAUGUUUUAGAAAUUCAUUGGGAAUAUCUUUUAUGGGAUCCCUUUUGACUUUCCAGUCCUGUGACUUUUUACUGUUAGUAGAAAGUCAGACUCCAGACUGGAGAAUUAUGCAGAAGCUCACUGACCACGUGCUGUUUGCGGAGACCCCGCGGCACCACAGUGCCAACGCCUCUCAGACACGCUCUUCGGCAGCAUUCCAGAAACAGGAGGGAGGAGCAAGAGGCAAUGGUGUCUUCCCUCCUACUGAAGUAUUCAGGCAGCUUAAAACCUUAUUAGUGCUUUCUUUCUUAACAUGUCCAAAUGUCAGUACUUUCCAUUAUUUGGACAUUUGUGUAGAACACUUGCUUUGUAUUAAACCUCAUUGUGUACAUGUGAAACUGACCUUUUAUUAUUGAGCAGGUCUGUCUCUCUCAGAUAGUGGGAAACACACAGGUUUGAGGGCACAGGGGAGAGGAGGAGUGGGUAGGGCUGUGGUGGUGUUUGGAUGGGCAUCAGAAAACUAGACUGUUUGAAGCUGACACCAGAGAUCUGAUAGGGACUUAUUAACUGUAUGGAACAUUUUCCCUUUGCUUUUGACCUGAUGUAUAGUUAUGAUGCCAUAUUAGAUUUAUAGCAGCUUCAAGUUGUAUUAAAUGAUAUUUUGCUUUCUGUAAUACUGUUAUAAAAUAAAGUUGGUUUAUUCUCUA